AUUUUUUGGCUUUAGUGAUAAAUGAGGUUUUUACACUUAUUUAAUGAUAUUUUUUAAAUCUAGAAGUAAUGAUAGUGUGUGCCUUUGAGUCUCAAACAAUAGCUCCAUGUGUCCCUCUUAGGCAAUGUGAAAUUGUAAUGCUGUAUGUUCCACCACCACCACCAACUUGGGCAACAAUGUAAAACUCAUUUCACAGCCCUAAUGGAGGGGAAACUGUAUUCCUCUUGUUUAAAAUGAAUGAGUCACUUUAACACAGCGUCUGAGGGGAGAGAAGCGAGUGAGGGUGUUACAGUUUUCUUGGGCAGCAAAUACAAAAACGAAGCCUGAAGCCUUAGCUCUUUCUGUAUGUGGGUUUUAUUUCUCACAGCAGCCUAGUGUCUAUUUAACAUAUGGGAGUGGUUUCAAGUUCAUUCCUAAAGCUUAGAGGCUAAAGUGCUUUGUGGGCUUGGCUGUGACUUAAGUUGCCUAUGGGGAGUCAGCCAAAACCGGGGCUUGGGAACCGACUGCUUUCCCCGCGUAUGUAGCUUCUGUGGUAGUCAGUUUUUUCUCCUCUCGGCUAUCAGCUGCUUUGGAGAUUAGCUGCAUAGUAAGGAUUCUUUCUUUAAAGCAAGAUGAAGCGACUACUCUCACAGGGGCACCAGCCCCUUUGCUUUUACCCUGUCUCAAGUCAACAUGUCCCUGAAAAAUGAGCCGAGAGUAAAUACCUCUGCACUGCAGAAAAUCGCUGCUGACAUGAGUAAUUUGAUAGAAAAUCUGGACACGCGGGAGCUCCACUUCGAGGGAGAGGAGGUGGACUACGAUGUGUCCCCCACCGAUCCCAAGAUACAAGAAGUGUAUAUCCCUUUCUCUGCUAUUUAUAAGACUCAAGGAUUUAAGGAGCCUGAUGUACAGACAUAUCUCUCCGGCUGUCCAAUAAAAGUGCAGGUUCUGGAAGUGGAGCGCUUUACGUCUACAACAAGGGUACCAAGCACCAAUCUUUACACUAUUGAAUUAACACAUGGGGAAUUUAAAUGGCAAGUCAAGAGGAAAUUCAAGCACUUCCAGGAAUUCCAUAGAGAACUGCUCAAGUACAAAGCCUUUAUCCGAAUCCCCAUUCCCACCAAAAGACACACAUUUAGAAGACAGAAUGUCAAAGAAGAGCCUCGAGAGAUGCCAAGCUUGCCCCGUUCAUCUGAAAACAUGAUCCAAGAAGAGCAGUUCUUUGGUAAAAGGAAACAGCUGGAGGAUUACUUGACGAAGCUACUGAAAAUGCCCAUGUAUAGAAACUAUCAUGCAACGACGGAAUUCCUUGAUAUAAGCCAGCUGUCUUUCAUCCAUGAUUUGGGACCAAAGGGCAUAGAAGGUAUGAUCAUGAAAAGAUCCGGGGGACACAGAAUACCAGGCUUGAAUUGCUGUGGUCAGGGAAGAGCCUGCUACCGGUGGUCAAAAAGGUGGUUGAUAGUGAAGGACUCCUUUUUACUGUACAUGAAACCAGACAGCGGUGCCAUUGCCUUCGUCCUGCUGGUAGACAAAGAAUUCAGAAUUAAGAUGGGCAGGAAGGAGACGGAGACGAAAUACGGACUCCGAAUUGAUAAUCUUUCAAGGACACUUAUUUUAAAAUGCAACAGCUAUAGACAUGCUCGGUGGUGGGGAGGGGCUAUAGAAGAAUUCAUCCAGAAAUAUGGCACCAACUUUCUCAAAGAUCAUCGAUUUGGGUCAUAUGCUGCAAUCCAAGAGAACACUUUAGCUAAAUGGUAUGUCAAUGCCAAAGGAUAUUUUGAAGAUGUGGCAGAUGCAAUGGAGGAGGCAAAAGAAGAGAUUUUCAUCACAGAUUGGUGGUUGAGUCCAGAAAUCUUCCUGAAACGCCCGGUGGUUGAAGGAAAUCGCUGGAGAUUGGACUGCAUUCUUAAACGAAAAGCACAACAGGGGGUGAGGAUCUUCGUUAUGCUCUACAAAGAGGUGGAACUUGCUCUUGGAAUCAACAGUGAAUACAGCAAGAGGAUUUUGAUGCAUCUACACCCCAACAUAAAGGUGAUGAGGCACCCAGAUCAUGUGUCGUCCAGCGUCUAUCUGUGGGCUCAUCACGAGAAACUUGUCAUCAUCGACCAGUCAGUGGCCUUUUUGGGUGGAAUCGAUCUGGCCUACGGAAGGUGGGAUGACAAUGAACACAGACUCACGGACGUCGGCAGCGUGAAGCGCGUCAUCAUGGGACCGUCUCCAGGCUCCCUCACGGCUGAAACAACAGAGUCUAUGGAAUCCUUAAGCCACAAAGAUAAAAACGAAUCUAAUAAAAGUCCGCCCGUCCUGAAGAAUGUUGAUGAUAGGGACUCAAAACUGAAAGGAAUAGGAAAGCCGGGAAAAUUCUCCAAGUUCAGCCUGUACCGGCAGCUGCACAGGCACCACCUGCACAACGCGGACAGCAUCAGCAGCAUUGACAGCGCCUCCAGUUAUUGUAAUCACUGUAGGAGCCGUCAGAAUUUAAUCCAUGGUUUAAAACCUCACUUGAGACUCUUUCGCUCUUCCAGUGAGUCUGAGCAGGGGCUCACUGGACCUAACACGGACACGGGCUCCAUCCGGAGUUUACAGACCGGAGUGGGAGAGCUCCACGGGGAAACCAGAUUCUGGCAUGGAAAGGACUACUGUAAUUUUGUCUUCAAAGACUGGGUUCAGCUGGAUAAGCCUUUUGCUGAUUUCAUUGACAGGUACUCCACCCCCCGGAUGCCAUGGCACGACAUCGCCUCUGCAGUCCACGGGAAGGCGGCUCGCGACGUGGCGCGUCACUUCAUCCAGCGCUGGAAUUUCACGAAGAUUAUGAAAUCAAAAUAUCGGUCCCUUUCUUAUCCUUUUCUGCUUCCAAAAUCUCAAACAACAGCCCAUGAAUUGAAAUAUCAAGUGCCUGGGUCUGUGCAUGCUAACGUGCAGUUGCUCCGCUCUGCUGCUGAUUGGUCUGCUGGUAUAAAGUACCACGAAGAAUCCAUCCACUCUGCUUACAUCUAUGUGAUAGAGAACAGCAAGCACUAUAUCUAUAUAGAAAACCAAUUUUUCAUAAGCUGCGCUGAUGACAAAGUUGUGUUCAACAAGAUAGGCGAUGCCAUUGCUCAGAGGAUACUCAAAGCUCACAGGGAAGGCCAGAGAUACCGGGUGUACGUUGUGAUACCACUUCUGCCAGGUUUUGAAGGAGACAUUUCAACUGGUGGAGGAAAUGCUCUGCAGGCGAUAAUGCACUUCAACUACAGAACCAUGUGCAGAGGAGAAAAUUCCAUCCUUGGACAGUUAAGAACAGAGCUUGGCAAUCAGUGGAUAAAUUACAUAUCCUUCUGUGGUCUUAGAACACAUGCAGAGCUGGAAGGAAACCUGGUCACCGAGCUCAUCUAUGUCCACAGCAAGUUGCUAAUUGCUGAUGACAACACUGUUAUUAUUGGCUCUGCCAACAUAAAUGACCGGAGCAUGCUGGGGAAACGUGACAGUGAGAUGGCCAUCAUCAUGCAGGACACCGAGACGGUCCCUUCGGUAAUGGAUGGAAAAGAGUACCAAGCUGGCCAGUUCGCCCAGGGGCUUCGGCUGCAGUGCUUCCGGGUUGUCCUCGGCUAUCUUUCUGGCCCCAGUGAAGACAUUCAGGAUCCAGUGAGUGACAAAUUCUUCAAGGAGGUGUGGGUUUCAACGGCAGCUCGAAAUGCUACAAUUUAUGAUAAGGUGUUCCGGUGCCUUCCCAACGAUGAAGUACACAAUUUAAUUCAGCUGAGAGACUUUAUAAGCAAGCCCAUCUUAGCGAAGGAAGAUCCCAUCAGAGCGGAGGAAGAGCUGAAGAAGAUCCACGGGUUCUUGGUGCAAUUCCCACUUUAUUUCUUGUCUGAAGAAAACCUACUGCCUGCGGUUGGAACCAAAGAAGCCAUAGUGCCCACGGAGGUUUGGACUUAAGAGUUAUAUUUGUUUGCAGCCCAAGGGCUUUACCCUGACGAGUACACUGCACACCGUGACUUUCUGGAGACCUAGCAGCCAAAGCCAGACGCAGUGCACUCUUGUAUCCCACCCUUAGACCCUUUGGAUUGGCUAGGAGGGGCUGCAGUCGUACUGAUGUGAGGACAGUGAGCAUCAGCAGGGCUCUGUAACGCCUCCUGCCUGUCCUUGUGAAAAAGGGACUGCAUUCUGAGGUGCAGAUAUCCAACAGAUUAAACACAUACUUAAAUUCCACAAUGUAUGCCAAAGUGCAUUUUCUUCACUAACAAGAAUUUACCCUAACUGUGAACAACGUUGCCAAACGUUGUCUGAGCCUCCUUAAUUUCCUCUGACCCUCACUCAUGCAGCUGAGGUCUGCUGGACCUGCCUUCUUCUCAUAGUCCGGACAGGCUCUGGUUUGAGAUAUCGUUUGUUGCCAGAAGAUGUUCUGAUUCUGCCCCAAGUUUCUUCGAGGUGUCACCGGCUGCUCCUUCCCACCUGGUCCUGAAGCAGUAGCAUGCCCCCAGCCAAGGAUGUGCUCUUUCCUCCUUUCCAGUGACCGUAAGGACAGGACAGACCUCGGUCUACACAGCAGCCCGCACUUCUGGUAAUAUUGACACUGUGCAUCUUGACAUCACAGACCAACAGGAAGGAAUUAAAUUCAGUUAUUAAGGCAGAGAUUUCGCUUUGCCUCCAAAGGCACUGAGAAGAUGUGUCCUUUUGACAGGGCCCACCUGAUCAAAUUUGAAAACAUAUGUAGGCGAUCUGAUUACUCAGCAACGGAUAAAACUCAAAGAUGGAGCAUGCAGCCUUCAGAAACCGCCAACAUGUCAGUGGGGAUCUGAUCCAGAUAAGAUUUCUUAUAGUCCUAUAAAAUUUCCUGUCAUUCUUAGCUGCUGGAUUGAUGGAAAUUGGAAUUUCUACAUUUCAAAAUCAAACCAGUGGAUACAGCUUGUCUUUUAAUAGAAUCAGAGGCUUCAUAACUUGUACCAAGUUAAUGAGUAUAAGCCUCACCUCACGUGACAUUCAGCACUCCAGCUAUGUUACCAUCUUUAAGAAAAAUUAACUGCAAAAUACAUGCUACUUCGCUUGCAUUAUUAAAUAUGCAUUAACAUUCCACCAGGCCUUCCAAAGAGGUUAGGAUUAUUUAUUCUCAUUAUCCUAGUCUGUCCUAGAAUUGCUCUGGGAACCCAUUUUUUCCUUUUUGGAUAUUAACAUACCCUUUGGUACACUAUAGCUCCAUUUUUAUUAAGCAGAACUCUUCUUACGGCCUGAAAAAUUAAUGUGGGUUCCUAAAAGGCCUGAGCCCGUAAAGCGUGGUGUAGGUGCAGUGACGACACGUCUGUGGAUUAUCCGGACAGGAUCUCAUCCAAAGAAGCAAGGACCCAAUCCCUGUUCUGGUAGAGCUGAUAGUCCAGGGGACAAGGUCAGACAGGAGCACAAGGUCAGUAUCUGGGUUAGCAGGAGAGAGACAGUGCCACGCCCAGGGGAGCGUUUUACAAAUGAGGUGGGACUAUGUAACCGACAGUGCAAAUGAAAAUGCUUUUCUAAUGUCUGAAGACGGUAAAAUGACUUCAUUGUGUAGCAGUUGUAAAUAAGGCGUUUGCUACUUACGAAGUUUAGAGUGGCAUUUAAAGUGCUGAAUGCAUGUGGAAUACCUUAGAGUUUCUUAUAUUUUCUUUUUAAGUAUUUUUUAAAAUGUAGAACAGUCAACAAAUGGCUUUUGAUUUUGUGCAAAUGCUUCCAUAAAACCAUGAGAAUUAAAGCCUGAAAGGACCCUUUCUCUUUAAAAAAAAAACACUUACCCCAUCUUCUCCCCAUUUUAUAGAUGAGAAACUGAGACCCAGGUUAGUUGAAGGAAUCACUGUAGUUCACCCAUUAGGACAAGUGACAUUGCAGUCCAUUACUGGCCUUUCGGGUCACUCACCACUGCCCCCAAAUGAGGAGAUGCACUAAACAGAUUUCAGACAGGAUGUCUCUAAGCUGUUUUGAUCCCUGUGAUACUAUGUACUUAUGUGCUUGUCUGUCUCACCAUAUUAGAAUGUAAGCUCCACUGGGCAGGGACUUCCCUGUAUUUUGUUCAUAGUGUAUACCCUGAGUCUGGAACAGUGCCUGGAACAGAAGAGGUGCUCAGUAUGUGUUUGUCGAAUGAAUAAAGGAGGUGGAGGAGAGAUAAUGAAACGAAAAACUUACGGAGUCUCAGACAAGAAAUCUUCCUGCUGGCUUCUGUAGCAAGUUGCUUUUCUACUGCAUCUUCUCAAAGGCAAGAUGCUCAUCUGCAAAGAUGAGAGACUACAAGAUUUAUUUGGGUGGAUUUUAUGGAAAAUUCAGUGCAAUAAUUGCCUGUUUUGCAAGAGCAGUUUAAGUAGUACAACAUUCUGCAAAAAUUGCUAGGACUGUGGACACAAGAUGUACAGUAUGGCCUAAUUACCCAUUGUUCUCUGACAUCCUUACUACCCAAUAGACGUUCAAAUAAUUUACCUUUAACAUUGCAAUGUCUGAUACAGGCUUUAAAAUGCAAGUGACUCAGGGUCUUGAAAAGCUGUUACUGAAUCUGUUCAACAUUUUAAACUGUCUAUAAUUUUUUGAAAUGCUGAUAAGUGUUGUACCUGACACUCUGAUAAUCUCUCUAAUAAUUUUUGUUUUCAAGAAGGAAAAGUUUUAUGAUUAUAAGAAGUGAAAAGUAGGAAGUGGCCAUAGCCCAUUAAAGCCUUUCAGGUUAGCCAAGCUUAGUCGUUGGAGGGCACUCAACACAGCAGGGCUGGUGCAGGCAUUUGCUCUGUAGCAACUGUCCACUCGGUGACUCACCUCUCAGUGGGGUGGUCUUAAUUCUCAGUUGUCAUGCAUCACAUGACAAGAGCCUUGGAGAGCUGGUUAUUAGAUAAUUGAGUGGCAAUUGUAAAAUAACAUAGUGGAUUUCUUUUAAUAGCACCUUAAGAAGAAAAUUUUGCCUGUAAGUAGUCAAAAACAUGAGCAGUUAAUCUCUUAGGUAAUAACUUGGGGAACUAUAAUAGAUCAUGAAUUAACAGCUUUCCCGAGGAAAACAGCAAGCCAGGAAGUCUUUUUGCAGAUGUAAGAACAGAUUUUAUGUUUCUCUUGAAGACUCUGCGCUUCUUCCUGCCUCGCCUCAUGCCUUAUUCCUUCAGCCUCUGUCCCCAACCGGAGCCCUCCUGUAUCGUGAAAACCAUUUUACAGGACAAGAAAAAGCUUUCUGGGAAAAAAACAACAUGAGACCUCGAUAACAAAUCUUCAGUUUAACUCCCACUUUUAAGGGACUGACAAAAUAUUAUUUUUUAACGGAGGUAAUCAUUCUUUUUAAGAUCUCGGCUCUGAUGGAGCAUUUGAGCAUUUUCAGAUGCCUGCCACUCUCCACAGGAGGGCUAAGGAGGGCCCUUCAUGUCUUCUCAUCCCUCUCCGUUCUCUCUUGUAUAAAAUGAGCAAACCCUAAAGGGUGUCAAGUGUGCUUAGGAAUAUAUUUUUACUUCCUUGGAGGAUCCUCUGAAGCCAAUUAUUACUGGCAGUUUGGAAGUUUAAAAUGCGUUUUAUCAGGCAUAGGCCUUGAGACAUUCUUGAAUCUAGAAAUUCACUGGUGAAGGAAUCCAUCGGCAUCUGUCCAGAAGUUGCAGGUGAAGAAUCAGUGGAUCUGCAUUAUGUCUGGGGGGGCUGCCCUACACGUACCAAAUAUGAUUCCUAACGGCAUUUAAUUCACAUGUGAAAGAUUCCUGGCUUUGACUUGAGGUUGGAAGGAUUCAUUCAAGGAACCAAAAAUUCUGUGACAGUUUCUUAUAGGUUAUUUCAUUUUUUCUUUAUGCAAUUUUUUUUCUUUAUACCAGUUUAAAUUUUUAACUUAAAAAGUAAUCAAAGUAAGACAAAUGAAAAUUUGUCACACUAAUUAUUGUAAACCUCCAAGGUGUUUAAGUCAGGGACUGGGAUGGCAGUGCAACCAAAACGCAAGCUUACUCUUUCCUGCUCCCCAGUAGCUUAAUUGCUUGCUUUAUUCUAGAUAAAUGCGCUGAAGUGAAUGUCCGCCUGGUUCUGCUUGACACUGGGAAUUGUUAACACCAUGCUUUCCUAAUGUAUUUUCCACUUGGAUUCUUCACAUGAAAUGGUCUAAGUCACAGGUACUGAUAUUUUCCUAAACCAUUCUAAAAAUUCAUACCAAAGUAUUGCAGUUGGAGCACGUGUCUCUGACACAAAAACCAAAUACUCGGUGAUGGACAUCCAUUCAGAACGUCCAGAUGUUCUGGACAGAACUCAGGCUCCCAGCCUCACACUUUAUGGCCAGCUUUGUAAAUAAAGGUUUUUUUAAAUGCAGCCAUGUCCAUUUGUUUACAGGUCUCAUGACCAAACGAUCUGCAAAUCGGAAACUACUUGCCAUCCUUAAGAAACGCUUACUGAUCCUUCCUCUAGAGGAAGCAGAGAAUCUUCAGUUAGAGCACUUCAGCUCUGUUAGGUGAGUUUUAAUCUCCAUAAGCAAGGUUUUUAACUCUCCCUAUUCCAGAGCCCAGCAUCCUGCAAUAGAUUUAUUCUAACAAGGUCAGGUCCUUUCAGGAAUGAAAAUCACAUGGUUUUUGGUUCCGAAAGAGUUAUUGUCAGCUAACAAGGCAGGCUUCUCCCAGCUGAGUGCUCAUAACCAGCACGUCUGAUAAUGUUUGUAACUAAAGUGUUAAAUGAGAAUGGGCAGGCCUAACGGUUUGUAUCCAGAGUGAGAACUGUGAAUGCAAGAAACUCAGUCUCUCUGAAUUUUCCUUCCAUCAAGACUUGGAAAGGAUACCUGUAUCCGUUCUCUGCCUCACAGUCAAUGCUUUCUAUGCCUGGUCCUUUUACUGCUUUUUUAAAAUGUAAAUAUUCAUUAAUUAAACAAUUAAAAGUGUGAAA
Camelus dromedarius (Arabian camel) is the source of this 8793-nucleotide messenger RNA. It is a transcript of the gene PLD1, whose product is annotated as phospholipase D1. The coding region runs from base 673 to 3897 and encodes 1074 amino acids. Lineage: Eukaryota; Metazoa; Chordata; Mammalia; Artiodactyla; Camelidae. The record is from RefSeq and is a predicted model, not a curated record. Gene Ontology annotation, biological process: phospholipid catabolic process; regulation of microvillus assembly; intracellular signal transduction. Gene Ontology annotation, molecular function: phosphatidylinositol binding; D-type glycerophospholipase activity. Gene Ontology annotation, cellular component: plasma membrane region; intracellular membrane-bounded organelle. The transcript has 27 exons.